Messenger RNA from Aureobasidium musti, 1500 nucleotides. The record is from the annotation of a GenBank genome assembly. Lineage: Eukaryota; Fungi; Ascomycota; Dothideomycetes; Dothideales; Saccotheciaceae.
AUGACGAUUUGUGUGCGGAGAAAACACUCCAGCCUGAAAUUAUUUGGAGUUUCGGAGUUAUCCUCAAACAUCAACAACAAUGGGCAAGAACAAGAAAAGAGAAAGGACACGGCGCCUCAUCCGCGAAGACCACCACCGAGCGAAAGACGACAGGUCAUCUCGUACGACGACAUCGAGGACGAGGCAGCCCCGCCUGUUCCACGACAGAAAGUCUCUUAUGGCAGCGACUCCAACGACGACGAUGUCGACCAAGUGCCCGAUCAGAGACACGCUGUUGUGUCAAAAGAGGCCUUGAAAGAACGUGAGCGUCCACAGACAGACGUUAUCUACGGCCAAGUGGGCGCCUUCCCAGGACUGGACCCACGCGACAAGGCUCCCUUCUACGGUCCUGCCAACGAUGGCCUCGACUAUCUACGUAUGGUCAGAUCCGAAGCACGCGGUAUCCCGCACAUCGUUCGCGCUCCGCCUCCCCAAACAUUCCAACCUGUUGACGAUGACGAUGACUAUGAAGAACAUGUUGACGAUUACGACGGCUACUACGAGGAAGAUUCUGAGAAUGAAGAUCAAGAGGGUUGGUACGAGGAUGGUGCUUAUGUGGCUCCUUCGAUCGCCGCCNCCAUCAUCGGUCCCGUUCAACCAGGCAUGAAAGCCCAGGAUGCCUUCUACGACUCCCUCAGAAUUCGCUUCGAAACGCUGCGUCGCAACUUGCGAGCCUCACCCUCGGUCCAUGCCGUUCAAUCCCUCGAUGACCAGCAUCCUAUUUCUCUACCUUUUGGCAAUAAGAUGGCCGACAAGGAAUGGAAGUAUCACCUUGUUCACACCACUCCACUUCCUGCUCAGCUGGCUUCUCUUGACUCUCCUUCAAUCCUUCGCUUGUUGAAGCUUGUCGAAGGCCAGCUGGAGAACUGCCGUAAAACAAACAUUCCAAACAAUCUCGGCCUGUGGGCGUGGUCCUUGUUAGCAAAGCUGGACGACGUUGGCUUGUUGCAAACUAGAGAGGUCGGCGUAGUUCGAGAUCUGGCAAAGAUGGCCAUCUGGGUACGUAUGAUGCAUCACAAAGCCAAGUACGGUAGGUCCAACGACCCUGACUACGAACACCUCGACCACUAUCCCGAAGAAAAUGCUGCCCAGAACGAUGAAGGCGAGCUUGUCGCCGCAGACCAGCCAGAUGCUACCGAAGCUGGCGCACCAGAAGCUGAAUCGAACGAGGUUGCAGUCGAAGCACAGAUCAAGGAAGAGAUCACAUCUGCACAGGAUGAACAAGGAAGUGAUGCCAUGGAUUUGGAAGAUGAGGGCCAACUCCUAGACGCCAUUGCUGCUAAGAAGCGCGAGCUACAGAUCGAAGCCGAGGCUCAAGAANAGAACGAACAGAACCAAGAAGAGUUCCCUGACACUAACACGUGUGUGACUAUUGACAUGCUCGUCACGGUGGCUAGCGAGUUCUAUGGUCAGAAAGACCUUAUUGUUGGUCGUCUGCCCUGGGAGCAUCCCACGGAAUGA